GCGACCGCGGACAGACAGAAGCAAGUGGACCGGUUUGAAGCUAAGCUAAUUCAGUCAAAUUACAUCAAGUUAAUUUAGCUUUUUUCACUGAUUUCAUUUACAGCAAACGCGCUUAUCUGUUUUCGAAAAAUCAAAGCUAUCUGUAAAUAGUCGAACCGGUAGGCUAACGAGAAGAAUUGGGCGUUUAUCUUAAUAAACCGCUUCUGUCCUGCUAGCUUAAUUGGCAGCGGGUAGGCGCCACUUCUGUUUGACAACAGCGCUAUUCCGUCACGUUCCCGGUGUUGUUUGUAGCGGCUCGGCGAACUAGCUAAUUUCCGUUAGCCACGAAGGAAAUCACUCAGAGAUUUUUUAACAAUAAAAAUAAAGUUAGAAUGGCAGAAUUCCUCGAAGAUCCGUCAGUUCUCACGAAAGACAAGCUGAAGAUAGAGCUUACGGCAAACAAUGUGCCCCUUCCGAGCGGAGAGCAUAAAAAAGAAGUGUAUGUGCAGCUGUAUCUGAAGAACCUGACCGUACUGAACAACAAGAAGACCCCACCUGCAGACACCUUCUCCAGCGAUGAAGAGUUACCUGCCCCGGUGGUGUCAAACAAAAGUCGCUCCGGAAGAAAAGCUACCAGAAAGACAGACAAGCCUCGCGCGGAGGAAGUGGAGGUGACAGAUCUGACUGAUGAAGACUUAAAACAGCAGCUGGCAAAGCACGGUGUGGACGUAGGACCCAUUGUUGCCUCUACCCGUAAGGUGUAUGAGAAGAGGCUGCAGAAGCUUUUGGACCAGCCUCCAGCUGAACCCGAAGCUCCUACUGUCACAACUCUCCCCAAGGCAGACAGUAAUCAGAACGGCAACACAAACUCCGACCAGUACAGCGACAAAGAAGACGAUGAGGUCCCUGCCCCUGAACCAGAGCCAGUUCCUGUGGUAGAGAAGCCUGUGAGGAGCAGAGGAAAAGCUCCUGUCACUGUCAGAACCAGCAGCAAACGGCAGACAAAGGUGGUGGAGGAGAUUCCUGAAGAGACCCCUAAAAAGGCCACUGAGAGUGUGGUUGAAGAUAUCCUUGCCAAUGAAAUAAGCACACCAACCGGCAUCAGUGCGACAUGCAGGCGUCCAAUCAGAGGGGCAGCUGGUCGGCCUUUAAAACCAAGUGAGUACUGGCUGGAUGAGUCCCGCGUGAAGACCGAUGUCCACACCGAAUACAACUUGUAUUCGGAGUCUCUGUCCCGGCCGAGCUUCACGGUCUCCCCAAACGCAGCACCAGUUCGACGAAGCUUCCUGCCCCUGCUGCUCAAGCUCCUGCUCCUUGUGGUGGUGUGCGCUUCUCUGUUCUUUGUCUACCAGAACCUGGACGCCGAUCAGAUCAGUACCCUCAAAGGCCUCUCUGACAGCGUCGUCGUCCCGGUCCAAAGCGCUGUGGACAAAGUCGCCACCUACCUGGGCAUCAGCGGCAGCGGUGUCACAGAGGGCAGCUCCAAGUAAAGACCAUCAGCAGCCCCUCGCCAUACCCACAGCACCUCCCUGCCGCCCACCACAGCACACCACAACUCAAGCAGUAAACCUUGCUCACCUCUUUUCCUCCAUGUGUGGACAGAUUUAAUUGGAACGAUUAAAAAUUGUCCUCUCUGGACUCGGACUUUCCUCCUGCCACAAGAGGAAGGUAUAUUCAAACAGUAGCUUCUGGAUAACACUGUUUGUGGCAGUCAGAAGAGACUAAUUUUAAUGUUGAUUUUAAUCUGUGAAUUGUUUGUGUCUUUGUGUGUAUUAUAACCCUCAUAUGUAGAAAUGAGUGCAGAACGGAGAGGCCAUUUUUAUCCGUGCAUGGUUGUAGUUUUUAAAGGUCAUACUGUAGUUUUUUCCGACGCCGUGUGCCAGGUGUUUUCUGACGGUGAAGUGCCUGGACACUAUUAGCACUUAGUGCCCUCCCGUACAUCUACAUAUAUAUAAUUUUCUUUUUUCUUUUUAUCCCCAAGCACAGAGCAGCGCUUAUACUAACACCAGAAUGUCUACACCCGUGUUUCUUUAUCAAAUAGGGACGCACUUAUGUAUCAAAUGGUGUUGGCUGUUAUUGGCCUUGUUAACUGAUCAGCUUAUUGGCAAAUAUGAUGACAUUUCAUUGGCAUUGGGGGAGGGGGUUAUUUGUUGUGUGUCAUCCGUUUUGUGCUAAAUGUUCACAGAUAGUUUGAUAAAGUGAUAUUUAGUUAAUAUGAUGGUGAUUUCUGUGUUUCCCUGCCACAAAAGGGGAAUAUAAAAACAAGAUAAAUAAAAGCCAGCAUCAGCUUUAGGCCGUAUUGUCACUGUAAGCAUCGCUGUCAGGCCAAAUUUUCACAAUCAGUGCGUCUUUGGUAUCAAUUUCAACAUUUUCUCUCCAGCUAUAGCGUUAAGUAGAAUGUUUGAUUUAUUUCUAUGGUGCUCAGGUUGAUUCAGCUCAAACUUUUUUCAUGUGGUCUGUUGGGAGGAGGCGUGGUGUAAUCGGGUCACGUCACUGCAUGACGAAAAUCAGCCCACAUUCAAGCAUGAAUUAGAAGCUUCUUUUUUUUUCAUAAAUCUUUUUUAAUAGCUGAUCACUGCUAAGAUGAUCUCUCAUAACGGCAUUUGUGAUCAUGGCUUAAAUUUUAAUUCUCGGCAUUGUGUAUUGUAGCGAUUUUUACACUUGGCAGGUUGAGGUUAUAAAGUUUACUCUGCUUUCUGCGUCUUGCAUCGACAUUGUCGUUAAAGACUUGCGAACAGAAAAUUAUGAGGAAAAUAAAGAAUUCAGCGAUCACAGGUUACUGGUUUUUCCAUCCCUGCCAGUCCAGUUCAUGUGAGUUUCCACGCGUUGAGUUGUAGUGCUCUGUUGUGCUUUUUCUUUUGUCCUGUUUUUAUAAGAUUUCUGAUCCUUCGGUCCUUUAUGCAGGGCUGGCUGUUUAGCGUGCACCCACAUAGCCCACCUCACAGGCUGCAGGUGUUUCCAAGAGGAGGAAAGUAAAUCCUUUUAUUUUUUUUUAUUAUUUUUUUUCCUCUCCUCUUCUUUUUUUUUUUUUUUUCCAAACAUUUUAUUUUUGUUACAAGUUCCACCUGGGCAAAAUUGUAAAGACGCUCCAGGUUUCUCCGAAUGGGGUCGUUUAUCCGCUUGGAGUAACAAGCAAGGAUGCAUUUACUCGAGGGGGUGUUGGAAGAUUUCUCGGUGGUGGAGAUUGUUUCUAUUUUGAUAUUUUUCUAAAGUGGUGUGUUCAACUUUUUAUAGCAUAUUGUAAAGCAAUACAUGCAAGUAAUACUGUAUCUUAAUCUGAACCUUGCUGAGUUAACUCAAGUGAUUUGAUCAUCAGGCAGCUCUCCCACAACGGACAGAAACGACAGGGGUUAUGUGGGUAAGGAUUCUGAAUCUGUUUAUUUAUGAUAAUGUAGGCAGUGUAUCAUAAAAUAAACUUGGUUGUUGCCAGAUUAUUA
Molecule: messenger RNA, 3416 nt
Organism: Pelmatolapia mariae (spotted tilapia)
Lineage: Eukaryota; Metazoa; Chordata; Actinopteri; Cichliformes; Cichlidae
Gene: tmpob
Product: thymopoietin b
Exons: 6
Coding region: 372-1469 (365 amino acids)
Molecular function (GO): DNA binding
Source: RefSeq, a predicted model, not a curated record